AUGGCGGAGAAGACCGAAAGAGACGAAACAGCUAGAGAUUCAGGGUUUCAUAAUCCCGAGGACAAUGGUGCAGGUGUUCAAAAUGUCGAUUUAACUACCUCGAUUCCUCCUCCAGGAGCGGGGGAUAUUUUUAACGAAUCUCGGGAUGCGAUGAAAAAGAUGAAGGCUCAAGUGCAGAGCAUGGCAAAUGAGAUCGCCCGAAAUAAUCAGGCAAACAUUGACUUGAGGUCUGAAUUCACAGAAAAAUUCAAGACAAUGCAAGCCACAAUCGCUAGUGAGGUUCACCAAAUAUACGAACCAGUUAAACGACAUGUAACAGGUUUGACAAAAAUCGUCCAGGACAACGAGUCGAAGAGUGCUGUGGUCGAGGUGAGUGUUGCACAAAUGCAACUGGAUGUGAACGCGAUCAAAAAAAGGGUCGAAAACCUUGAACACAAGGACAAAAUUGAAAGUCCAAACACGGAAAGUACGAGGAUUGUCCAGAAACCGAACAAAGAAGUUUCUGACGACGAAUCGGAAGAGGAACCGGAAGAAGAAAGAAGAGAACGGAUUCGGACGAUGCUACCACUAGACAUGCACCCGAAUAAAAUUAAAAUUAAACCUCCCACGUACGAUGGAUCGGAGAAAAAGAGACCGAUGAAAUUCAUCAAGGAAUUUCGGAGGUAUUGUGAGGUCACCAACCCCACCAUAACUGAAAUGAAAUAUUUACUGGGACAAUGUCUGGAGAAAGCGGCAAAGGAAUGGUGGGUACUCAUCGAAGACCGCGUUGAGGAUUUUGAUGAAGUGGAGAAGAAAUUCGUGGAGUGA
Venturia canescens is the source of this 807-nucleotide messenger RNA. RefSeq lists its product as uncharacterized. The record is from RefSeq and is a predicted model, not a curated record. The coding region runs from base 1 to 807 and encodes 268 amino acids. NCBI's taxonomy places the organism in Eukaryota, Metazoa, Arthropoda, Insecta, Hymenoptera, Ichneumonidae. The transcript has 2 exons.